Messenger RNA from Debaryomyces fabryi, 1080 nucleotides. Its product is annotated as putative serine/threonine protein kinase. Gene Ontology annotation, biological process: protein phosphorylation; vacuolar protein processing; regulation of vacuole fusion, non-autophagic. The record is from RefSeq and is a predicted model, not a curated record. Gene Ontology annotation, molecular function: ATP binding; protein serine/threonine kinase activity. Bases 1 to 1080 code for a protein of 359 amino acids. The transcript has a single exon. Gene Ontology annotation, cellular component: Golgi apparatus; cytoplasm. Lineage: Eukaryota; Fungi; Ascomycota; Pichiomycetes; Serinales; Debaryomycetaceae.
AUGGAGACAUUAUUGACUAUAUUUAGUAAGUGUUUACCUUGUUUUCCAGAUUUAUCGACUCCUUACGUGUCAAUAAACAACGCAAAAUAUAAAAUAGUUCGAUUAUUGGGUGAGGGGGGUUUCUCGUAUGUCUAUUUAGUAUCUCACAAGUCAAACAACAAUUCACAGUAUGCACUUAAGAAAAUAAGGUGUCCAUUCGGCUCGGAUGACGAAACCUUCAAGAACGCUAUGAAAGAAAUUAAGAAUUAUCACCGGUUUUCAAAUUCCAAGACUCCAUAUAUUAUCCAAUCUAUAGACGAAACCAUCAUCAACGAGAAUGACGGAUCAAAGACUAUCUAUAUUCUUUUGCCGUACUUUGAAAAGUCUUUACAGGAUAUUAUUACAUACAAUGUGUUGAAUGAUAUAACAAUAGACGAGGACGAAAUAUUGAAAAUAUUUAUUGGUGUAUGCAGAGGGCUACAAGCCAUGCACAAGUUCAAGAAAACAGGACGCAAUCACAACACAGAAAAUGAAGACGAAGAGGAAGACUUACUUUUGCCAGCAGCAAGUGACGAUGAAGACGGCGUGAGCACAUCUAAUGGCACCGAAUUACAAGAGCUUACACCCUUUGCCCAUAGAGAUAUCAAGCCAGCCAAUGUUAUGUUAUCGGCUGAGGGGUUGCCCGUAUUGGUCGACUUAGGAUCAUGCUCAAAGGCUAAAUUGUUUAUAAAGAACCGUCAACAGGCCUUGACUCUUACUGACUUUGCUCAAGAGCAUUGCACGCUUCCAUAUAGAGCACCAGAGUUACUUGAUGUAGCCACUAAUACUGAGAUUACUGAAAAAACGGAUAUAUGGUCUUUAGGGUGUUUGUUAUACGCGUGUUGCUUCGGUUUUUCACCGUUCGAAAAAUUGGAAAUAGAACAGGGUGCAAACUUGAAUUUGGCUAUUUCGCAAGGUAACUACUCCAUACCACAGGAUAAUAAGGGAUACUCGGAUGAGUUGAUAUCAUUGAUAAAAGACUGUCUAGUCUUAGACAGUCAGAAGAGGCCCUCUGUAGACGAAUUAUUGGAUAAAGCAUUGGAGUUGACAAGACGUCAAUAA